Candidozyma duobushaemuli is the source of this 1311-nucleotide messenger RNA. It is a transcript of the gene MNN11, whose product is annotated as alpha-1,6-mannosyltransferase. The transcript has a single exon. Bases 1 to 1311 code for a protein of 436 amino acids. Gene Ontology annotation, biological process: protein N-linked glycosylation. Gene Ontology annotation, cellular component: Golgi membrane; mannan polymerase complex. The record is from RefSeq and is a predicted model, not a curated record. Gene Ontology annotation, molecular function: alpha-1,6-mannosyltransferase activity. Lineage: Eukaryota; Fungi; Ascomycota; Pichiomycetes; Serinales; Metschnikowiaceae.
AUGCUUACUCUCCGAUUAAGGCCCAAGCUGAAGGCAAGCCAAUCCAGCCCGUUUUUGCCUGAACCGGCAACUUUCAAAUCCAUCCGUCCGAGAACCAACAAAUUCGGCAUCCUCUUAUUGGUCGCGAUCGUUUUCUGGUUUUUCAACCCUUUCAGGUGGGUCACCUACCCAUUUGCUCCUCCAGCUCCACGCUAUCCAGCAGCAUACCCUUACACAUCAGAGCAUGUCAUCGAAACACCAUCUAAAUAUAUAUACCCUGUGGUGGAAGACGUGCCAAAGCUUAAGGAGCUUGGAGCGAAAAACCUUGUGAGACAAGUGAGAGUCCAGGACGCUGAGGUCCCUGAAUUGCAAAAAACGUUGUUGCAGUCGCUUAACGUGCUCGACGACAAGGAUCCUGUUGUUCAAAAGCAAAAAGAGGAAGCGGAGAACGCCAAACUGGAGGAAGCCAGAGUCAAGAAUGCCUUCAAGAAUCACGACAAAAAGGUGUUCAAGCCAAAGUCUUUGAAGAACUAUCCCAAGGCAGUCAUCGUGACAGCAAUCGACUUUGACCGUUAUUCCGUGGACGCCAUUACAAAAAUCAUCCAAAACAGAGUCGAUUACGGCUAUGCCCAAAAUUACGGUGUGUACGUCAGGUGGGUGCAAGAAUUUGUGCCGUUGAUGAACUCCUUGAACUUUUUGACCGAUAAAGAACGGUCAAAGUGGGUGCGUAUCUACUGUCUUCGAGCCGCCAUGUUUGCAUUUCCCCACGCCGAAUGGUUCUGGUAUUUCGACCAGGACGGUCUCGUCAUGAACCAAAAAGUUGACCUUAUAGAGUAUUUGGUCGACACCGAGUCCUUGAGAAAGAGCAUGCUAUUGGAGCAACCUGUCAUCCCGCCUGAUGGACUCAUCAAAACUUACAAAAACGUACAGCCAAACAGGGUCAGACUCAUUUUUACACAAUCCGAUAGAAAGAUUGAGUCUAACUCUUUUAUCGUCAAGAAUGACUUCUUGGGCAAGGGUCUACUAGAUACCUGGGGAGACCGCUUGUUCCUCAAUUACAACAAUUUCCCUUAUGGCCCAGAAUCGGCCAUUACACAUUUCUUGCAAUGGCAUCCCUUUGUCUUGAGCAGAACAGUCAUUGUACCUGCUAGAACCAUCAACUCCUUGCACAGCGAAAGCGCUUUAGAUGAUAAAGCACAGGAUCAAAUGCAUUACUAUUCCGGGGAUUUGGUGGCUCAAUGGUCUUCUUGUGAGACACCUCUCAAAUGUGAGGAGGUCCUCAACGGUUAUCACGCUUUGUUGAAAAAGGACGAGACCCAACCCAAAAAUUAG